CAGAUGGUCCUCUUGGCUUUGCUGGUGGUUGCUUUCAUAAGGCCAAGAAUGCCUUAGCAGUUCUGACAGGAAAGCACAUUUUUGGGGGGAUAUGGACGGGCGGUCGGCCAAAUGUGCAGAACAUACAAAUCAAUAGAACUGGGGGACUGCAGUUAUGUAAAUGUUUUUCCAAUGGAAUGCAAGCUAGCUCCGGGGAGAACAGGGGAGGGCCAGAUCUUCAGAAGUCAUUAUGCAAUGCUAGCCAACUGUAUAUAAGACCCCAACCUGACAGAAAACCAGAAGAUCUCUGAGAGCUGUCCACAUUUUGGUAACCAGUAUGCUGCGGUACAUUGUGGCCCUCUGUCUCCUGGCUUUGUCCUGGGCGCAGGACUGCCAGGUGGCCAACAUCCAGGUCAUGCAGAACUUUGACAAGACCAGGUAUGCGGGGACAUGGUAUGUAAUAGCAAAGAAGGACCCAGAGGGUUUGUUCUUACUUGACAACAUCAUGGCCCAGUUUACUGUUGCAGAUGAUGGCAAAAUGACUGCCACUGCUAAGGGCAGAGUCAUUAUCCUCAACAAUUGGGAAAUGUGUGCUGACAUGUUGGCCACCUUUGAGGAAACCUCUGACCCUGCCAAGUUCAGGAUGAAGUACUGGGGAGUUGCAUCCUACCUGCAGACUGGAAAUGAUGACCAUUGGGUGAUCGACACUGACUACGAUAACUACGCCAUCCACUACUCCUGCAGACUACAAGACUCUGACGGCACUUGCCUAGACAGCUACUCCAUGAUAUUCUCUCGUCAUCUGGACGGUCUGAGGCCGGAGGACCAGCGCACUGUCCACCAGAAAAAGAUGGACCUCUGCCUGCUGGGCAAAUACAGACGCGUUGCACACACUGGCUUCUGCGACAGCAGCUGAUCUGUUGACACUCAGAAAACUUCUUUUUGAAGCAACCCCACCCCCCUGCAUGCCCCUCUACUGGACUUGGACUGAUUCCCACCGGAGUUCUCUCUCCUCUACUGUCUGUGUCUAUCUUAACAGAGAAAGUAGCCCAAUUAAAAAUAAACUAAAAAUGGUAAACUAGAAAGUCACAUUCACAUGACUAUAUUGUAAAUAGAAAGGAAAGGUGAGUGUUAAUGCUGGUCUGUUACUACUUUCCCAAAUUUCCCUAUUAUUAAAGGAGAUUCUGGGCCUUUUAACAUUUUAUCCUCAACUGUAUGCUCAUCUGUUUUUUUUGUAUGUCAACUUCAGAGUAGUGUAAAACAACCUUCCUCAUGGAAACCAGUGGAAGUUGUUCUCUGGUUCCAGUGAGAAAACUAGACAUAUCAGAUAAGUGAAAAACAACUUUUGGAACUUUGCAGGCCAAUGUGACAAAUAAUCAGUUGUGAAAAGCUGAAACUGUCAGCAUUAGGCAGCUCUGGAGUAUAACCACCAAAAAAACCAACAACAGGUAGCACAUUAAGUCAUGUGCUAUAUGGGCAUAGUAGUUUGGUUGUGUCUUGAUUGUAUUGUACUUCUUGAUCCAGUUUUUGAAAUUAAACAUUCAUACAGUG
Molecule: messenger RNA, 1530 nt
Organism: Siniperca chuatsi (mandarin fish)
Lineage: Eukaryota; Metazoa; Chordata; Actinopteri; Centrarchiformes; Sinipercidae
Gene: rbp4
Product: retinol binding protein 4, plasma
Exons: 6
Coding region: 317-895 (192 amino acids)
Biological process (GO): retinol transport
Molecular function (GO): retinol transmembrane transporter activity; retinol binding
Source: RefSeq, a predicted model, not a curated record